AUGAGUAGUGUUCAAUUUGUCAAUUCCAAAGCUGAAGUUCUUCGUAAAUAUUAGGCCUUGGCAAUGAAUAUAAAUGCAGCAGCUGGCUUAAUGGAAGUGAUGAAAUCAAAUCUAGGACCAAAAGGAACCCUAAAAAUGUUAGUGGGAGGUGCUGGAUAAAUAAAACUUACAAAGGAUGGUGCUGUUCUGUUAUCAGAAAUGCAAAUUCAACAUCCUACAGCAGCUAUGAUUGCCAGAAGUGCAACUGCUUAGGAUGAUAUAAUUGGAGAUGGUACAACAAGUAAUGUUCUUUUGAUUGGCGCAUUGAUGAAAUAAGCAGAAAGAUUAUUAGCUGAGGGAAUUCAUCCAAGAGUAAUUACUGAAGGAUUUGAAUUGGCUAGAAAGGAAGCUUUAUCAUUUUUGGACACUUUCAAGUAUUAAUAAAUUGAUAAGGCUGUAUUAAUAAAUGUGGCUAGAACUUCAUUAAUUAGUAAAUUAACUCCAGACGUUGCUAAUCAAAUAAUUGAAAUCGUUGUUGAUGCAGUCUAAAAUAGUUCAAGUACCAGAGAAGCCAAUAGAUUUAUUUAUGGUUGA
Molecule: messenger RNA, 573 nt
Organism: Paramecium tetraurelia
Lineage: Eukaryota; Ciliophora; Oligohymenophorea; Peniculida; Parameciidae
Exons: 2
Biological process (GO): protein folding
Cellular component (GO): chaperonin-containing T-complex
Molecular function (GO): ATP-dependent protein folding chaperone; ATP hydrolysis activity; ATP binding
Source: RefSeq, a predicted model, not a curated record